Molecule: messenger RNA, 2280 nt
Organism: Neurospora crassa OR74A
Lineage: Eukaryota; Fungi; Ascomycota; Sordariomycetes; Sordariales; Sordariaceae
Exons: 2
Coding region: 669-1691 (340 amino acids)
Source: RefSeq, a predicted model, not a curated record
CCCCUCUCAUGCUUUCUCUACCUACGUUCCAAUGAUAAUAUUUUUUGGAAUUUAACAUCCUUUCUUGAAACACUGUGGUUUUUUUUUUUGUCUCUUUGACUUUCUAGAGGUAGCGUUUCAGCCACGUCAGCUUUUAUUGUAAUUCCGUCGGACCUGACCCCAAACCUUCAUCACCAACUGGAUUGUCUAGACCAAAAAGAUCGUUUUACCUUCGUCCGGUUCUUCUUCCAGCUAUCUUCCUGACUCGAGCAGUUUGUUGUGGUUUAUUACAUAGCAGCCCAGGCAGCAGCAGAUUUCACAUCAUUCAAGGGGCGGACCAGAUAACAAAAGGACGGAGACUGCCAUCAAACAAAUAACCACCUUGAAGCUGAGUGCCGCUUUACGCAUUCACCGACCCGCUGUUUCGGUGAAGAGUCGAAUUGCCAGAAUCCAACCUGUCAAGGUCCGGUCCAAAAUCAGACUGGAUCGUAAACUGGAAGCAGCAUAAAUUCUCCCCGACUAAAUCGCCCAUCCUCUCCCUCCUUGCAGCAUCAACGACACAACACCAAAGCGACCAUCAAGCAACAGUCGAUAAAUCCAUCAAAGCAACCAACAAACUACCUCUACCUACCUAGGUAAUCCAGACCCCUCAUUAUCACAUAAUCCAGGGCACCAAAGGAGUACCAACCAUGUUCCGCCAAAACCCAAACCUAAUCCAACCCCCCCUCACCCCGCUCUCCACCUCCCGCCCUCCCCUCUUCCUCAUCCACGACGGCGGCGGCACCAUCUUCUCCUACUACUGCCUCUCCGACCUGCACCGCCCCGUCUACGGCAUCUUCAACCCAUGCUACUCUACCAAAUCCACAUUCGAGGGCGGCAUCCCCGAGAUGGCCAAGACCUAUCUAGAUUUCAUCAUCGAGACAUUAUUUGGAGACGAUCAAUGUGACGGAAAAGUCAGUUCUCCUCCUCCAAAAAGGGAUGAUGCAGGAAAAGCAGAGCUUAGUACCUCUAGAGAGCGGGACCUGAUUCUAGGCGGGUGGUCACUUGGCGGCAUGGUUUCCUUGGAAGUAGCCAGGCAGGUUUUGGAUUUCAACGCUGCAGAGGUUGCUCAAGCUGCUGCCAAAAAUACAGGAAAGAACAACAACAACAACGGCAACUUGAAACCAAGGAAGUUGAAUGUCCUGGGAAUCGUCAUGAUCGACAGCAUGAACCCGCACCAGGCCUCCUUCCCACCAAAUGUCAAGAUUGCCAACCCGAAUGCUACCAAGAUGCAGUGGGGCCCGCAUACCAAGCCGGAAACCAAGGAGGCGGUGCUCAGGUGCUUCCAUGAGGCGAGACGCAUGUUGGCGUUCUGGGAACUGCCGAGUUGGCCAUCAGUGGCUGCUGCUGCUACUGCUGCUGCUGAUGGGGAUGGUACUACUAGGACUGGUCCAAUGGGACCACCGCCUGUGGUGCUGUUGAAGGCCAAGGAAAAUGUCCCGCUGCAAGAGCCGCAGGAGGAUGAAGAAGAGGUGUCGAGAACGGAUGUGCAUAGGGGUGAUGGACAGUUGGGGUGGGGGAAGUAUCAUGAGGGCAUGGUGAGGAAGGUUAUUGAAGUGGAAGGACAUCAUUUCAAUUUGUUUACGGAGGAGAGGAGAGCGGAGCAGGUGACGAAGGGGGUGAGGGAGGGGUGUGAGAUUUUGGAGAGGUUGUGGAAGCAAGGGAAGACGUGAUGGGGCAGGAUGAUGACAUGGAUUACACGGGACAGUUGAUGCUGCUACGAUGGACAGGAUUUGGGGGAUCAUGGAGUGCGGACAACUGUCAUGGAGGAGAGCAGCCUUGAAGGAGGAGAGCGUGAAGAGGAAGACGGAAGACCAUGAGGGCACGAGGAAAUGGCGCAAGGAAGGAGGGGUGUGUUGAGAGGUGCCAGAGAGAAGACGUGAGACGGUUCAAAGGGCUGAUCUGAAUGGAGCAUAACGCGAAGGUACCGCGAGGCAAAGACAGUCAGUCAAGCGGGACUUGAUGAAACAUAAGGGGCGAACUGAAGAAACCUCAAGGCCCGUAACGUGAUCGCGGAAGAUGGAACGUCAUUCAGGAGAAGGGAAUUCAAUCCGUCGGAUCUCUAGAGGUACCUACCUACCUCUAGAUGCACUGGUACAUAUAUGGCAACUGCGAGGUCGAGUUGAAGGAAGGCGGCUAGAGGUACCUACUGUAGAGAUUCGGGAAAUUCGCAACCGUCAUUAUCCUCUUUGAGCGCUGGUGCAGGACAUAUAGAUGCUCAUACAGGGCAAGCCCGAUUCUGUACAUGAAAACGCAUGCAAG